Messenger RNA from Dicrocoelium dendriticum, 6414 nucleotides. The record is from the annotation of a GenBank genome assembly. NCBI's taxonomy places the organism in Eukaryota, Metazoa, Platyhelminthes, Trematoda, Plagiorchiida, Dicrocoeliidae.
AUGGAAUCUAAGGAGAACUAUGCUUUGCGCGUGUGUGCCCCCCUACUUACUAGAGACCUUGAUCCGAUGGAUGUGUUGGAUAACCUGCUUAGUGAAAAUUGGAUAUCUGAUACCGAGUACGACCAUAUACGUCGUUUAUGUUCCAAGGAUCAGCUGAAAGCUGCUUCUUCCAAACUCCUUGAAUUGCUUCGACCCCGGUCUGCAGGCGCCUUCGAGUGUUUUGUCAGUGCAUUGGAAUCUCAUGGUUCCCAUAUAGCUCCCGUUCUUCGUGAGCACUUCAGCCACGCGCCCGAAGGAAGACGCAGAGAACAUAGUCUCUCCGAUUUGAGGGAGACAUUAAUCGAUGGCGCUGUCCCGGAUGUUCCCAUACAAUACUUGAACAGGCGAAAGAUGGUUGAAAAUCUUGCCACUGCCUUGCGUGCACUUGCCCGACGAUUUCGUGUGAAUGAGCUCAACGAAGUGACCAACAAGAUGCCCGAUCUGAAUUUGGGAUUCGGCGGGGAUGUGCCUAUUAAUGGCACACAUCCGACCUUCAAUUUAACCACCUCAUCCUCGCCUAAUUGGCAUCCACCCCCAACCAAUGCAUGGCUCCUAAUUCACGGAAUGGCUGGCUGCGGCAAAACGGUGCUUUGCACGAGCGUUUUACGGCAGCACCCCGCUCUGUUGGCUGAAGAAUUCCCCGGUGGCGUGAUAUGGCUGCCUGUUGGCUCAAUGGCGUCCCCCUCGGAAUCUCCUAACGCCCCCUACUCGCCUUCCGGACGAAAGGCUAUCAAUUCGCAGCUCAUUUUCAUGGUCGAUUGUCUGGAACGUAAGGUGUCUUCAUCAGCUCCACAUUCUUUCGCAGACACCUCAUGGUCAGAUUUCCAGUACAAUUCGCCUCCGCGGCCUCAUAGCCCCCUUUCUGUGUCUCCGCCUACAUCCUCCGCAAGUAUCCAUGAAUCAUUAGAUCGCCUCCGUCGAGCACUCAUGCGUCGGCAACAUCGUACAACUUGGGGUCCUGAUGAACAGAAUCGGCCUUCCAUCUCUCUCCUUCUUAUUGUCCUUGAUGACGUGUGGGACCUAGACAUUGGUCGCAUUCUAGCUGGGAUGCCAGCCGCUUUCCUGGUCACCUCACGUGAUCAAAAUGUCCUUCAGUAUGUGGAGACACCUGUGGACCGAUUUCCAGUUUAUGACGAUCUGAUGGAUGACGAGGUCGCGCAUCUCCUCUCCACUUGGACUGAUCAUCCACCCACGUUGUAUCUCCCUCCCCCGGCUCCUACGACUGCUAGCACAGCUUCCGCCAUCAAUCUUUACCCCCUGGCCCGUUUAUGUCAUGGCCUUCCGUUUGCAGUCACCCUGUUAGGCUAUUGGUUACGUGAGAACUAUCAUCGUCUUUCAGACUACGAAGGUGAUCCUUUGGGGUCCGGUUCGCCGGUUCUCAAUUGGCUCGUCAUCCGCCGCCCGAGUGCAUACCCGCAUGACACACUGCUUUCGGCUCUACAGAAAACGCUUCUUCAUCUGUCUACCGAGUAUCAAUCCCUUUACGAGCAUCUUGUGAUUUUUGAUGCAAACAUUGUUUUAACCGCCAAAGUUGCAUCGAUCCUGUGGGCUUUGGAAGAGGAUGUGGCAGAGAUGGUUUUUAAGGAAUUCACUCGCUUUUCCCUCAUCACCCGCUUCUGGUCACAGAACACCUGUUGCUACGGCUACGUUAUGCACGCGUUACAAUUGGAUCUCCUUAGGCUUUUCAUCCCGCCGACAAGGCAGGCAGCGUUCCAUGCUCGGUUUGUGGAAAACUAUGAGCACUUAUGCAAUGGGCAAUGGAGUCGCCUUAUACCCACCACAGACCACGUGUACUUUUGGCAUCAGGCCACCAUGCAUUUGUAUCAUUCGGGCCGGUUGGACAAAUUGGCUGACCUCAUGACAAAUUUGGACUUCUUGCGUUGUCGUCUGGCCCUACUUGGGACAAGUCCGAUCAUCGCCGAGUUCUAUCGCUACCGAGCUGUGUUUGCCACUUUGGAUCGCAUGAGUGAUUGGCACGCGUAUCUGCGGUUCAUCCAAACAAACGCUUAUUUUAUCAUCGACCCGGUCACCAUCCAACCAACAAUGCGCGGUCGUUCUCCGUACCGGAGAAAUUCUAGCUCCAAGUCGUGCCUAAAUUUGGGUUCGUUGAGUCCACCAAAAUUACGUGCAGAUUCUGGACUCCCGACGCCUACUGGCAGACCUACUCUGGUGGCACUUUCUAGGAUCCCUACUGCUGCCGCCGCCACAGCUGCUCAGGGUCCAAAGGGCUUGCAUUUGAUCCAACUGGGCUUGGGGCUGCCCCAACACAGUCCUGUCUUCCAACAGGCAGUCCAGUGGAUUUUACAUAAGACGCUUCGCAAAGGUACUUUGACUGAAUCGCCGCGGAUUUCUGAAUACUACUGGUUCUGGUGCAACAGUCACGUCGCAGCAAGUCAGCUGGUUUGGGCUAUCCCAACUGGACCACAUGCGAUCACAUGCCUUGCGACAGAAUCACCUCCCACGGAUGAAACGGGACCCAUGGUGCGAUCUCACGCCUCGAUUGGUGCAGCACGCGAGCGUAUCCUUGCAUCCACUCGCGACGGACGUGUUCUCCUGUUGGAUGCUGCAUCCGGCUACGAGGUAGCCGUUCAGCAGACAUACCCACCUGAUGUGGAAGUGAAGUUUCUCCGCUUCCUAUCCAACAACUCAGAAUGCCUCACUUGCGGAUCCAAUGGUAGCUUGGUAGUUUCCACACUUCCUCCUCCGGAGCCUUUGGAACGAGAACAUCAUCCGAGUCAAAAUGAUGAAGAUACCGACGUGUUCGACUCUAUACGACCGAAAGAUCGCUCCCCUCUUGUUCGUCGUGCGGAUCUCAUGGGUGGCUUCGAUGUGGACGCCGAGGAAGAGGAGCGGUUCUACGAACCUCGCCCCCGCAGUUACUCCCUUUUCGACGAUCGCUCGUCUGAUGGUAUGGGGUCGUGGACUAGUGACGGACACAAACCGAGCGACGCAGGGGAUACCGGGGACGCUUCGCGUAUUGGCUGGGGCCGACGUGGAUCUGCUCCAUCGCCUCUACUCGCUGGCCCAACGGACAAGUUCAAGGCACCCACUGUCUUGGCCGAAAUUCCGCGUCUGACUGAAGUCGUCCGAGUGGAUGGGAACAACCGGAUCUCGGAUAUCGUUUCGCAUUCCGCCGAUUCACCAACCUCCUACACUCUUCACUGCAUUGCUGCUCCACACGAUCUCGAUAUUGUGGUGCUCAGUGGUGAAGGCACUCCAAACCUUAAUGUUCACCGUGUGGAUAGCUUUACCAGUCCGGAACAAGCUGGUGCAUCCGUAUUACUUCCCGCGGUGUACUAUCUGAAACGGACGGCGAACCAAUUGUAUUUGGACUGUUCUCGUCAGCUUCGGCUGCCUCCUCUCACGAGUGAAAACCCCAUGAGUCAGCUCAUGCUCAAGUCCGGUGUGCGCACCUUGGUCACGGCGAUUUCCGCGGACGCACGUGACAUCGCUGUGGGAUUGGACAACGGCCACAUUUGGCUCUACAACCUGGAUUCGAUCAGUUGGAUAGCAUGCCUAUCCACGCAUGUGGCUAUGCACUACGCCACUGAAUCGGACCGCAUGGCGAACAAUACGAUGGUUAGCACACCCAAACAACAGCUUCCCCCUAUCACAGAACUUUCCAUAGGACCGGCUCCCACUUGUUGUCUGUUUCUACCUUCGUUUGACAACGAGGCACCAGCCACUACUUCAGAACCGGACAUUCAAGAGCCCACGCCGUUUGCGGCAGCGGUGGGAUCGCGAGUCCUUGUUUGGUACAUCCCGUCCACGGCCCCCCGAGAUGAAAACGAAUUGGCCAGUCCGGAAUCUGUACUACAAUUGAGCAAGCCGUGUCUCUGUCUAACCGCUUCUCUGAACGCCGACGUGUUGACCAUGGACACUUGCGUCUUGGCCGGCCAGCCUGUUUUGGCUGGCGGUACGACGAAUGGCCGAGUCGUGUUUUGGCGUUUACGGGACGGAUACCGUCUGUCGGAGUUGAGCGCGCAUUCCACUUGGGUGACGUCAGUUCGGCUGCUUCCAUCGUCGAUCGGCCAUCUCGCAGACUCAACCGACCACGACUUCAGACAGGUGCAUAUCAACAAUCUGCCUAUUUGCGUGCUCACAGCCUCCGCAAACGGAGUGAUCAAACGCUGGGACGUCGGCGCUGCUUGUCUCCCCUCUCCUACCACUCCAUUGUCACUGGGACCGGUAUGGCCAUGUAACAGUACCACUCCUACGCCCUCUGCGCGACACUCGUCCAUCGAGUCCAACAUGCCAUCCAUGGAGUCAACAGCCUUGCAUGGUCUAUGGACUGGUGUGUUCUCCGUCUGGUUCGAUCCGCAUGGCGCUCUUAUGGUAGUUGGACGCCGGCGUCAUUCUCCCGAUCUACAGUUCUUAUUCCGGCCGGAACAAGGCAGCAGUGGCAUUACCGAGGCCAUAUCGGGUGGCAGCACACUUACUUUCCAAGAGGUCACAAUCAAGCCAUCACAGCCAUUCUACUGGAAGCAUUCACAGCGGUCCUCCAUUCCAAUGUCUCCACCAGAGCACGGCGACCCUGCCACCCCAAAAGCAGAGGACCAGCGUGAUAUUACAGCAUCUGCAGCUAUCUGCGCAUCACCUCCCGCGACUCGAACGCGUCCACCCCUGGCUCCGAGCAAACAUUGGAUAGUGACUACCGGUUUGGCCGGUGCAAUGGGCGGCAAAGCUACUGCUGUCAGUUUUUGGCCCAAUGGCCUCUGGGUUGCCGUGGGCUUCAGCACCGGGCUUGUACAGGUGUUCUCACUGCAUUUCGACCGAGCACGUUUGUUCGGAGUCGUCAAACGUUAUUGCCUGGUUGACAGUCGACCAUCCACUGGGCAGCACGCGUCGGCACCAAACCGACUGGCCAAAUCUUUGGAUCGUGUAGUCCAUCUCCACACAUGGCAGUCGCUUUCAGCAGAUGGUGAUUACCUCUCCUUAGUUGUGGUCGCCGUGUUCGCUAAUGGCUCUGUUCGAUUCUGGCACAUUGAUUCGGUCACUCACGGCUCAUUCAACCUCGACUCUGGUUGCCCGGAGAUCGGUCCAGUGGGAGUUUGGCCUCGCAUGCAUAGCCUAGAUUCACCCGAUAGUAAAUCAAUCCGCAGGUUUUCCGAUAUCGAAGUUCAGUCCCGUGUUAUCACGGAUACGGAUAUCACAGACUUGGUCUUUCCCAUCACGUGGUCUGCGCUCAAACGAAUUCCAUAUUCUUCCACAUGUGAGGCCUCUCUUCCCACCAGCACUGCAUCUCCAACCUCACCAUCUGGCAAACGCACACGUUGUAUUCUUGUGUGGCUCACAGCUGGCCAAGAUGGCAUGGUGUUUGGACGUCAAGUGGUUCUUCCACCUCCAACUUCCGACAACGGCGACGAUGAUGAAGUCGCAAAGCGUCCGAAUCGAGAUUUUCCACCUUGGCGCUUUGAUUUGGCCGCUCAUCGACCCUGGGUGAUCACUGACGCGGACGUGGAUCCAAGUGGUCGGUGGCUAGUCACAUCUUCCACCGAUAAGACUGUCAAAGUGUGGUCCUUAGCUUCCAGCAAUAUGGUGUUCGAGACAGACAAGCAUCCUGCCUGUGUUCGUGCCGUUUGUUUCCGGCCCGUAUUGGACGAGCCCGAAGACUCCCCCGACGCGGACUGGUAUUUUGCCACUGGAGAUGACUCCGGUGUGCUGCGCAUCUGGCGCCUCUCAUCGGACACCUUGCAAGACGAGAAUGACAAUUUGGAUUUCGUCAAACAACUCAACCGUGCUGUCAGUCCCGACACUUACAGUCUUGCUCGACCUGGAUCUGUACUCGCCAAUCAUCACCCGGUGCGAUAUCUUCAUCGUUUCCCCAGUCCGGAGAUAAAUCAAAGCGGCGUCGGUGUUUCCGAGACACGUACUGCGUCUACACCACCGCUAUUCAGUUCCAACGCUGCUGGGACCGGUGGCUCGUGGCUUCGACGACUAGUGUGGUCUCCGGAUGGGGCGCUUUUGGCUGGCCUCUCUGAUCGGUUGUGUGUUUGGCCUUUUGAUGCAUCCAGCGUGGAACCGAUCAAAUCUCGCGAUUCUCGGAACCUCCAAACUUUGUCCCCACUUGAUCGUAUCGGGCUUAGGCGUGAUUCGGCUCGGCCUCGCCACCCUCGACGGCAAGCCAAACUGAACCGCUGUCGCGUUCUGCGUGUGCUCUCUUCCGGUGUCAGUGAUACCCAAAACUGCUCCUUGAGUCUACUCCAAGUAAGCGCCCGCCGAACAUGUCAGAUACUAUCAAACGGGGCUCAGUCUUCAUUGAGUGCGUCGUUUCGACCACUGUCGCUCCCUCCAACGCUGGUCACGGUGGACGUUAACACUGGAACACUGUACAUUUUCGAUCCUAUUGGUGCCUUAUUCUUGUCCCAAAUGUGA